Molecule: messenger RNA, 414 nt
Organism: Capronia epimyces CBS 606.96
Lineage: Eukaryota; Fungi; Ascomycota; Eurotiomycetes; Chaetothyriales; Herpotrichiellaceae
Exons: 1
Coding region: 1-414 (137 amino acids)
Source: RefSeq, a predicted model, not a curated record
AUGACGCGACUGAAGAACCUGCUGCCACUGAGGAACCAGCUCCCGCCGCUGAUACUCCUGCUGAAGAACGCGCCGCUGCUGAGAAACCAGAUCCCACUGAAGAACCUGCUGCAGCCGAGGAAGCGGCCGCGACUGAAGAGCCCGCUCCUGCUGAAGAGACCCCCGCCGCUGAUGCUGCUGAAGAACCGGCCGCGACUGAAGAGCCUCCCGCCACUGAUGCUCCUGCCGAAGAACCGGCCGCGACUGAAGAGCCUCCUGCCGCUGAUGCUCCUGCCGAAGAACCGGCCGCUGCUGAAGAACCAGCUCCUACUGAGGAUCCGGCCGCGACUGAAGAACCUGCUGCCGCUGAAGAACCUGCUCCCGCCGCUGAAGAACCGGCCGCGACAGAAGAACCUGCUACGGCGGAAGAACUAG